Messenger RNA from Monodelphis domestica (gray short-tailed opossum), 5041 nucleotides. It is a transcript of the gene SPIRE2, whose product is annotated as spire type actin nucleation factor 2. Lineage: Eukaryota; Metazoa; Chordata; Mammalia; Didelphimorphia; Didelphidae. Gene Ontology annotation, cellular component: cell cortex; cytoplasmic vesicle membrane. Gene Ontology annotation, biological process: establishment of meiotic spindle localization; cleavage furrow formation; actin nucleation. The record is from RefSeq and is a predicted model, not a curated record. Gene Ontology annotation, molecular function: microtubule binding; actin binding.
GACUCUGAGACGGUCUGUGUGCCCCAGUGUGUGAGGUGCCCAGAGCAACUCUAAUCCUCUUCCUCUCCCUUUCUCCCUCCCCCCUUCUCUUCCUCUCUGCCUUUGUCUCUCUGUCUCUGUCUCUGUCUCUCUGUUUCUCUAUCUCUCCCUAUCUCCCUAUCUCUGUCUGUCUAUCUGUCUGUCUGUCUGUCUGUCUCUCUCUCCCCCUCCCUUACCUGAAGCUCCAGCAAUAGGCUGCUGUCACGGCUGCUCGGGUUUGUACUGGCUCUUUUUAGGGCGGGGCGAGGCUGAAGGAUGACAAAGCAAAGAGGAGCUACCCUGGAACCACCUCCGCCUCCGCCUCCUCCGCUGCCUCCUCCUGGGCUGCGUCGACUGCCCAGAGCGGCUGUUAUGGAAACCAGCCUGGCUCGCAAAAGGCGAUAAUGGAGCAGCCAUGGCCAGGGCCAGCAGCAGCGGUGGCGGCGGCGGCAGCAGCAGCUCAGCCCCACCAGAGAGGGCAGGGGGCUCGGACCAUCUGGACCCCUGGGAGCUGUCCCUGGAGGAGGUGCUGAAGUCUUAUGAGCAGCCCAUUAACGAAGAACAGGCAUGGGCCGUAUGUUACCAGUGCUGUCGCGGGCUUCUCGGAGCAGAGCCCGGAGGGGGCAGGAUCCGGGACACAGCCGACAUCCUCCUGCACAAGGAUGGGACGGUCAGCGCACAGCUGGAGCCUGGCUCAGCUGACUCCACAAUGGUGGCACCACCAGCCAACACAGAAGCCCAGAUGGUCCAGUCUCUGGGUUUUGCCAUAUACAGAGCCCUGGAUUGGGGGUUGGAUGAUAGUGAAGAGCGGGAACUAAGUCCCCAGUUAGAGCAGCUCAUUGACCUCAUGGCCAACAGUGACUCCGAAGACAAUGGCUGUGCAGUUGCCGAUGAGGGUUAUGGCGGGCAAGAAGAAGAAGAGGAAACUACUGAGUGCAGUAACCUAAGAGCUGUGUCCACAUUUUCCCAAGUCAUGAAGCUGUGUGCUUCCCGCUUGACAGACUACAGAGAAGCCCAAUCUCAUUAUCAGGCUGUGUGCCGUGCCCUUUUUGUGGAGACUGUGGAGCUGAAGGCUUUUCUCACCAAGAUCCGGGAGGCUAAGGAGAUGCUGCUCAAACUUCGGGAAGAUGAGUCCCAAGCAGAGAAGCCACAAGCUGACCUUGACAACCUUCGGCACAAAGACUGGGCCCGGCUGUGGGUGCAGCUGAUGCGGGAGUUACGUCAUGGUGUGAAACUCAAGAAGGUACAAGAGAAGCAGUUCAACCCCCUGCCCACCGAAUACCAGCUGACCCCCUUUGAGAUGUUGAUGCAGGAUAUCCGAGCCCGAAACUACAAACUACGAAAGGUCAUGGUUGAUGGUGAUAUCCCGCCCAGGGUGAAGAAAGAUGCCCAUGAGCUCAUUCUGGAUUUUAUCCGUUCCCGACCUCCAUUAAAGCAGGUUUCUGAACGAAGACUUCGGCCCUUGCCCCAGAAGCAACGAACCCUUCAUGAGAAGAUCCUGGAGGAGAUUAAGCAAGAGAGGAAACUACGGCCUGUGCAGGGCCCACAUUGGAAUUCUAAAGGUUUUGGGUCCCUACCCUGUAUCUUCAAUGCCUGCUCCAGUGAUGUGAAGUCCACUUCCUGCAUCAACUUGUCCGUCUCCGGUGCUGGAAGCACCUCUCAGCGUCCAGCUCGGCCACGCGUCCUGCUUAAAGCCCCCACCUUAGCAGAGAUGGAAGAGAUGAACAUUUCUGAGGAGGAAGAAUCUCCAAGUGGGGAAAUGAAGAGGACAAGCAGCCCCCUGUUGCCCCUGAAGCGGGACCGAUCCUUCUCAGAACAUGACUUGGCCCAGCUCCAGAGCGAGAUGGCCAUGGGCCUCCAGCCUGACACUGGACACCUGGGAGGGGGGGAGGAGCUGGAAUCCCGACCCCGCUCAGGUAGCAUGCACACAUGGAGGACCGACUCAACAGACCGUGGCUCAUUUCCCCUUAACUACCAGUCCCUGAUGGAAUCCACUUCCCCUGCCCACAGCGCCCUUGGCUCUGUAGAGGAAAGACCAGAGGGCAGUUCAGCCUUGGACAGUCACUCUAAACACCUGUGGCUGGAAUUCAGCCAUCCAGUGGAGAGCCUAGCUCUGACCGUGGAAGAGGUGAUCAAUGUACGCCGGGUACUGGUAAAGGCUGAGAUGGAGAAGUUCUUACAGAAUAAAGAACUCUAUAACAGCCUGAAGAAAGGGAAGGUCUGUUGCUGCUGUAGAACCAAGUUCCCCCUGUUUUCCUGGCCAGCCACUUGUCUCUUUUGUAAAAGAGCUGUCUGCACCUCCUGUAGCAUAAAGAUAAAGAUGCCUUCUAAGAAGUUUGCACACAUUCCCGUUUACACUUUGGGCUUUGAGAGCCCUCAAAAGGCUGUGACUGCCAAAGCCAUGCUGACUCGUAGGAGAGAUGUCUUCCAAUCCCUGCAGGGGACAAAAUGGCGCAGUGUAGAAGAAGAAUUCCCUCACAUCUACGCCCAUGGUUGCAUCCUGAAGGAUGUCUGUAGUGACUGUACUGGCUUUGUAGUGGAUGUCGUCUGUUCCAGCCGAAAGAGUGUGGACGUCCUCAAUACCACGCCCCGGAGGGGCCGCCAGACUCAGUCUCUCUACAUCCCUAACACCAGGACUGCCUGGGACAAGUGAUGAACUUUCCAUUUUUCCUCUCAGCCCCUUACUCAGAUUCUCAGUCCUGGUGACUAGCAGGCCUGAGCUCCACAAGCACUCCCCCUGGGCUCUAUGAUAAGGAGGAGGCAGAGGAAAAAGGAAGAGGAGGAGAGACAUAUCUCUCCAACACUGCCCUGGCCUUGUCAUCAAACUUUCAGUGGUACUUUCUGGGGCCCAAAUUUCGUCUCUUGGGUCAAACUGGAAUGGGGUCCAGUCAUAAGAAACCAUGCCCAUAGCCUUUCCCCCUCAGCACAGCUCCCCCACUUGCCACCACCUCUUGGGUGAAUGAAUUGCCCUCUGAGUUGUGCAUGUACAUAUAUACAUAUAUAGAUACAUUUAUAUAAUAUAUUCACAGUCUAUAUAUUUAUAUACAUUGUUUACUGGGACCUAAGAGUUCUUUUGGGAUCAGAGCUCACCCAGAGGCACUUGGGAUUCCCCCCAGGCAUCUCUGUGGCAGAGGCUGUCUCUCGGACUCUUCUGAAGGUCCAAAGAAAGGAUAUGGUCCUCUCUGUUGCAGUUGACAGAAAAAAAUUGCAAAGAUUAGUUUGGAGAAUAGAAGAGGAAGUGGAUUUUCUUGAGUCCUGAUUAGGAGAAGAGGAUAAAUCAAGGAUAAGAGCAGAAAAAUUGAAGCUGAGAUUUCACUCUAUGGCAACCCUAGCAGACAACUAGGUGACUUUAGGCAAAGAUUUGCCCCUUUGCUAUUUCCUCAAUUACCUUAUUCUCAUCACUGAUAGAGAAAAAGAAUUCCUUUCCCUAGAUAUGAAAGUCUUGGGUUAUGAAAUUUCUUUAUCUCUCUGCCUCUACCUACUUUGGCUUAGACUUAAAGGAUAGAGGACCCUAGUAUAGUGGAAUGGGUUCCACUAGGAACUUUAACUCAGUUGAGAUUCCUUCCUAUGUGAAGCUAAAUGAGCAGUCCCUGGUUCCAGGAGUCUAGCAGGUCUUGACUUAUUUCAGGGCUAUUUAGGGGUGUAGGGGGGGAUAUUGAGAUAUGCACAAGGGACUAGAGACCAAGGGAAGAAUGGUUAAUAAUUGGUUCUAUCUCACCCUUCUUGUGCCUCCUCUCAUUCACUUUCAUAUCCAUCUCUCCUGCUCAGAAGGCUUCUAGAACUUCUUUAAGAAGGAUUUCUCCCUGAUCAACCUCCCUUUGUAUGUUUUGCUUAUAAUAGGGACGGAUGGCUAAGGAAGGCAGCAAUAAUGAAAAGAUCAUGGGAAGCUGGCACAUCCAAUCAUUCAUAGUGCUAAAAUUAGGAUAGUUCCUUUGUCUCCUCACAUAUCUACAUAUUCAUGGCUCAAAUUGGAGUCUUAUUUACCAUAACUCUAAUUUUACUUCUUUCCCUCCAUUCAGGCUCUCUUAUAUGUCUCACACCUUCCUCUCCUCCAUCUGUUGGUUAUUGUCACCAAAAUCCCCCCCCCCCCCUUGCCUAUCACCCUUCAGAACCAUACAGCAGGAGGGAUGCAGUAAUGCUCUUUAGAGUCUAUCAAUCACUAGAGCAGCACAUGUAUAACAUGGGCAGCAGAACCACUCAGUUCCUUCUACUGGCAUCUGGGACGAGUGCUUCUGGGAGUGACUACCACAUUGGUUGGCUUGGGAAGCCUAGCUCCGCAGCGCCCCUGCUGGAGAAUGGACAAAGUGGAUGAAUCUGUUGGUUGUGGCUACUAUACCUCUUGGUGUCUUCCCUUUCACUCUUGUCACCUAGUUGUCCAGAAGAGCUGCAGUGUGCCCCAAGGUCAUGCUGUCUUCCAGUCAUCUGGCACCUCGAUCUUUUUGACGAAGAAAUAAGGGGGUGCCCACCCUCAACUCGCGCCAGAUGGCUUUUGUUAGUUCCCUGACAGAAAUACAAUGUUUGGUCAGUGUACCCUGGGAAGAUUUAGUUGGACACCUGUCUGCAUAUUUAGCCCCAUAGUUCAACCCCAAUAUGAGGGGAAUUUCUCAAGAACUUCCCAGGGAAGAAUUUCUAACCCCAGACCUUGGGAUUUAUCAGGAGAAACCAAACUUGCCGUAGGCACUAAAGCUCUAUCUUUUAAUAUCUGCCUGAAGAGUCUGCAUUUUAAAUCAAGGGGCAUUUUCCCCUCCUUCCUCGGGCCACCCACCACUUAAACUCUCUAGAGUGCUUACCCAUCUUAACUCCUCCCCUUCUUUCCCCCAGUCCACUACCACAUAAACGGUCAUACAUUGGCGUCUAUGCAGCGUCCAAAGUGGUGUGAGAGUGCCAGAGUCCCAGCAGGAUACUCAAAGCCACCGGGCAGUGCAAAAGGAAUAUAUUUACUGUAAAGAUGGAUCCAUUGGGAUCCUCCCUUCUGUAUAUAUGUUGGUUCCUAGCAUAAUAAAGUUUUAUUAGAUUUAAGUCA